Molecule: messenger RNA, 10483 nt
Organism: Cydia pomonella (codling moth)
Lineage: Eukaryota; Metazoa; Arthropoda; Insecta; Lepidoptera; Tortricidae
Gene: Rab3-GEF
Product: MAP kinase-activating death domain protein
Exons: 41
Coding region: 1280-7243 (1987 amino acids)
Biological process (GO): regulation of apoptotic process; regulation of Rab protein signal transduction
Cellular component (GO): cytosol
Molecular function (GO): guanyl-nucleotide exchange factor activity
Source: RefSeq, a predicted model, not a curated record
AUAAUGGUUCGUCUUGAAAUUUACAAUACAGGUACUUACUCUGUUUGUUUUGUCUCUGCUAAUACGGAGGCCAUUAUUCUUUAGUGCUUGUUUCCAAUCCUGCAAGGUGUUCUGUAGGUUCUUUCUGCAUUUGUCAGCUAUGACUAUACAGCAUAUAAUAAGUACCAUGGGAGAGAUGAUUGUACGUGCUUGGUGAGGUAGUUCAUUGACAGGUUGAAUAGGUGUGGACUUAGGGCCGAGCCUUGAUGCACUCCAACUUUGACCUUAAACGGCUUACUAACUCCAGCCACACUUCUCACUUGUGUACCGAUGCGGUCAUACGUAUCUUGUACCAUACAAAAUGUAAUAUUCUGGUAUUUUUUGUGCCCUCAUAGUUUGCCAUACUAAUCGACGUCGUAUUCUGUCAAAAGUCUUCUCGAGGUCUAUGAACACGAUGUGAAGGUCCUGUUUGCUAACACGAUGCUUUUCCAUGAGAAUUCUUAGUUUGUAUCGCAUCAGUUGUGGAUCUUCCUGGAGUGAAACCGUAUUGAUUUUCAGAUAUGGAUAUUUUGAGAUUCCCAGAUUUUGAGUGUAUGGGAUGUGAGCUUGUUACCCCUCUAAUUUCCGCAGUCAUGUUACAGUAUGGCACAAUAUAGCUACAUCGCCAUGACUCGGGGAUUCUAUCGGAGAUUAGGAUUGCAUGAAAGAGUUGGAUCUCUAGGAAUGCCCAUAUUCAAUGAAAUUGUUUGCAAUAAAAAAAAGUUGAUUGGAUAGAAGAAAUAGUUGAUCCGCCCUGGUGUCUAUUAUAUAUAUUCAAUCAUAUAUUUGUAAUAACCGUGACUUUAUUUUAAGUUUUGGUGUGUUUAUUUACUUUGCUGUGCUUUUGAGGAUAAAAGGUUACCUUUUAAUAAAAAAAUACAUAUGGUUUGUUUUUAUUUUCCCCGCCUUAAAGAUAACGUUGUUUCGCGGUUAACAUUGAGCCCUUAUCAAUCACGGGUAAUGUAUAGGACUGUUAGCUGGCAGGGCGCCGCGGGAGGGGCAGUAUCGAGCGUGGGCGCCGCGCAUGCCUGCCGCCACUCGCGAACCACACGCGCCAUGUACUACGUCGCUCGUACUCACCCUCGCGACCAUUGCUCGUAAUACUCUCGAACGAUGUACAAAUAGUGAAAAACGAACGCCAAAUAUAGCAUUUUAGUGAAAAGUGAUAAUUAUGACAAGCAAUAUCUUAAUUAAAUACAAUGAUUUCGAGAAACCCGACGCUUAGAGCGGUGAAGCACUGCAACAGUCGCACAUCGGAAACAUGGACAUCCAGAAGCAGCACUUGUGCCCGCGGCUGGUGGAUUAUCUAACCAUCGUGGGCGCGCGCCCUUACACCUCGGGGAAAGGCCUCGCUCCAGUUCAGGCACCGGAGUUGCUUCGACGGUACCCGCUGACGAACCACGAUGAUUUCCCGCUGCCCCUGGACAUGGUGUAUUUCUGCCAGCCCGAGGGCUGCGUGUCGGUGGGACCGCGCCGCGCGCCCGGCAACAUGGCGUCGCGGGACACCACGUCGUUCGUGUUUACGCUCACGGACAAGGACUCGGGCAAGACCCGCUACGGCAUCUGCGUGAACUUCUACCGUGCGGUGGAGCGCGCGCCGGCGCCGGGCCCGCGCGAGCGCUCCAUGCUGCGCCGCGAGUCUUGGCGCAAGUCCGUGGAGAAAAGCUCUGACUCUGCAUUCUCCAGUGACUAUAGGAGCAGCAACGUGGCUCCAAGCGACUCGGAGCGCGACUGUAGCGCCACGCUCGGCCCGAGGCUAGCGGCCGCGCCCGACUCCGAGAGCGGCGGCUCGCACUCGCCCAGCCCCCGCGCCAGCAGGAAGCGACAGCGAAUACGGAACCACUCCCUGACGUCUCUGUGCCUGCUGUCGCACCACCCAUUCUUCUCUACAUUCCGAGAGUGCCUGUUUAUCCUAAAGAGGUUAAUCGAUGCCUGUAACGAGUCUUCCAGUCCGCGGCGCGUAGGCGCGUCCAGACAAAUAUUUAGGGAUACAGUAUGGUCAGUAAUAACGGGGCAAGCGUACGACAACACGCCCACAAUAGUCCUGCACGACGUGAAGGAGAUCGAGACGUGGAUCCUUCGACUGCUGUCGGCGCCGGUGCCGGUGCCGGGCAAGACCCGCGUCGAGCUCGAGGUGCUGUCGCCCACCGCGCAUUCGCCACUGCUCUUCGCGUUACCGGACCACACGAGAUUCACCCUGGUCGAUUUCCCACUGCAUUUACCUCUCGAGCUUUUAGGCGUCGACACAUGUCUUAAGGUGCUAACCCUGAUCAUCCUGGAGAACAAAGUGGUGGUGCAGUCCCGUGACUACAACGCGCUGUCGAUGUCGGUGAUGGCGCUGGUGGCCAUGUUGUACCCGCUGGAGUACAUGUUCCCGGCCAUCCCGCUGCUGCCAAGUUGCAUGAGCUGCGCGGAACAGCUUCUGCUUGCGCCAACGCCGUUCCUCAUCGGCAUCCCGGCCACGUUCCUGCAGUAUAAAAAGAACUUUAGGUUACCUGAUGAUAUUUGGCUAGUGGAUCUUGAUGCUACAAAACUGUGCGCUCCUAGCGGGAACGACCAUGAACUGCCGCCAUUACCCGAGCCAGAAGGAUCCGUGCUAAAAAGUCACUUAAAACAGGCCAUGCAUCUUAUGGAUAACAACGGAUCUGGUGCUCUGAGCAGCCUCACAAACAGCUCGGCAGAGCAGGCCACGGCCCCUCUCAUGCCUUCGAGAAGAGACAGCGUCGGUGGUGCUACUCUCAAAGUGCAUCCCCCAACGUUCCGGUCGUCGACGGACGGCGCGCAGUCCCUGCCACACAGCACGCCCGAGAGCCGGCGCGUGUCCAUCGCCAGCGCCGGCGCCGCCAGCGUCGGCCACACGCCGCAGCGCGGCUCCCUCGCCUCGUCCCAGCCCUUCAACCCCCUCAUCUAUGGCAAUGACGUGGACUCGGUGGACGUGGCCACGAGGGUCGCCAUGGUUCGCUUCUUCAACUCCCAAAACAUCCUGGCGAACUUUAUGGAGCACACGCGGACGCUGCGGCUGUACCCGCGCCCCGUGGUCGCUUUCCAGAUCAACAGUUUCCUGCGAUCGCGGCCGCGGACCACCUCGUUCCUCAGCAAGUUCGCACGCACUCAGGCGGUCGAGUUCCUAGCAGAGUGGUCCCUCACGCCCUGCAACGUGGCGUUCCUGCGCGUGCAGACGGGCCUGUUCGACCCGCGGCAGGUCGGCGACAAGCCCAAGUGGUUCGCCGAGCAGCUGCAGCCCAUCCGGUUCGCCGUGUGGGACGACGGCAGCUCACUCAACGGGGCGCUGCGGCAGCUGCAGCGUCAUGAGAACCAGCCCACAGAUGAAAGUGGAUCAGACUCGGAAGCCGCUGAAAGCACGAGCUCUUCAUACUCGUCGCUCAGUGAUUUUGUCUCAGAAAUAAUCUCGUCGGAUCUAUCACCAGGAAACCCUCAUCAACAACACGUGAUCGGGGAAACAUACAGCGCAGUGGUUCAAGUGCCGAUGACUCUUUCGUCCUCAUUAGAUCCAGGAACGGUGUACAGCCCGCCGUCGUCGCUGAUGUUUGGCGAGGCGGAACCGCGCGCGCGCGCGUCCACGUCGCCGUCGCCCUCGGGCUCCAGCAGCGAGCACAGCGAGCUGUCCGACGACGAGCCGCCCGGCGACCUGCCCGCCGAACCCUCACCGCCUGUCAAGAAGAGCGAUACGGACAGCGGCAGUUUCGGGCGAGAGUCUGACUCGAACUCGACGACGACGCCGAAGACCGUGAUAGCGCGUGGCCGCGCCGGCGCCGCGGACAGCGCUAGUGGUUCCACUAGUGAUAGCGACAGAGCGCUCACGCCCUCACACCCCCCGCACGUCAAGCGCGCAAACAGUGGCGUAUCUCGACAGGCGUCUCAGAGCUCCUUGCUCGAGCAGUUCGCGGCGCAGGCCAAGGAGCUGGUGCGAGAAACUACACGCCAAAGCAGCCAGGAGGGGCUGCUCGCACAUAUGGACAAGAAAGGAAAAGCGGCAGAUGGUGAAGAAAAGAAACUGUUUGCGCCUUUCGGACAGCUAACGCUACACGCCAAAAAGGCAGCAGAAGAGGCGUCUAAAAGCGUACAUGAAGCAUCCAAGUCCGCCCUAGAAGCCAGCAAAACAGCCACGGCCGUUAGCAAAAACACCUUUGAAGACCUCACCUAUGUAGGGAAGUCAACGCUGGGAGACCUCACUAAGAGCGCUAAGGAAGCCGCGGCUAAGAAAGGACUGCUUAAGGGCGAAAGCCAAGAUGGCGGGCCGCCGCCGACCGGGCCGGCGCCGCGGCGGGACUCGACGGCGCUGCAGACGACCAACCUCUUGGCGGCCACGCAUCGGGACUUCUUCUCGAACAUUAGCUCCGACCUCAACGGCCUCGCGGCUUCCACAUCGAGCAUGUUCAGCGACUUGUUUGGUUCCAAAGGUAAGCAGCAGAAGCCGGGGGAGGCUACGCGCGGGGCCGGGCGCGGCGCGGCGGCGUCAUUCGGGCCUUUCUCGGGCGGCGCACGCGGGCUGGUGGCGCGCUCGCCGCUCGUGCGCCACGCCGCGCCCGUCGCGCCCGCGCCGCAGCCCCUCGACCGCACCAGCGCGAACGCGGAGAACCAGGCCUUUCUCAACGACUUGGUGCAACACGUCCUGGAGGGCGAAGGCGUGGGUUGGCUCAAGCUGAACCGGCUGAAAAAGUUAAUGGAAGACGAGUCCUACCGCAACAUGGUACUCAGCAAACUGAACCGCAACCUCAACCGCAAAACCACGCCCAACGACAAAGUAUACGAUGUGUUUGUCAGCAAGCCGGUGUGGAAGGGCAUGCUCCGGGUGCUCCAAGCCGUGGUGCACGGGCUCGAGCACACCUACUCCAACUUCGGGCUGGGCGGCAUGGCGUCCGUGUUCCAGCUGGCCGAGAUGGCGCACACGCACUACUGGAGUAAGGAGGUGGCCGGGCUGGAGCCGAGUGGCAUGGGCGGCUCGGCGUUCGCCGACAACUACCUCGACACACCGUCCGAGCCGUGCUCUAGAAAGAGCUCGCAGUCAGAUGUGCCAACAUUGAAUUAUCCCGAGAUGGAUUCGUCUGAAGCCCAGAGCACCACGGAGAUGUUCAAAGAUAUGCUGAACCAGAAACGGAACCUCCUGUUCAGCAAACUGACUUCGUUCGAAUCAGAUGCGGCGCCGUCGUCGGACUGCUCCGUCGACGAGAGCGGCUCGAUCACCACCAACCGAGCCAAUCUCUACGACCACCGCGCCUCCUUUAAGUCCAACCUCUCUGAUACAGAGGUCAUGUUCCUCAAUAUGGGUCGCGGCGCUGCGAGCGGCAAGCCUCGAGCCUCCAGCGUAUUCUCGUCGAAGUCGUCGAUCGGCGGGUACCGGCCGCCGUCGGGAGCACCGGCCACGUCGCCUAUCACGUCGCCGGACACCGCGAGGACGUAUCUGUUUCAAGGACUUAUUGGCAAGGAGAGAUCAAACCUAUGGGACCAAAUGCAGUUCUGGGAAGAUGCAUUCUUAGACGCCGUGAGCCAAGAACGUGAUAUGAUUGGCAUGGACCAAGGCGCCAACGAAAUGAUGGAACGGUACAAAUGUCUGAGCGAAACGGAACGAAAACGCCUGGAACACGAAGAGGAUAGACUGCUUUCUACCGCUCUUUAUAAUCUGACGGCAGCUAUGGUGCUUUUCGAUGUGCAAGCGGAUAUUGUACGGAAUAAAGUGCGGAGGUUGCUUGCGAAGAGCCAUAUAGGACUCGUAUACAGCCAAGAAGUCAAUCAUCUGCUUGAUGUUGUUCAUACGUUGCACGGCAACGACAUCGACCUGAAGCCCCUGGGCUCGCGGCUGCUGCGGCGAGCCUCGUUCACGGUGCACGAGACCGACGCCAGCGGCGAGCUGCGCUUCAUGGAGGUGCGCGACGACGGGCUUGUGCUGCGCUCUACGCAAGGAACAAUCGUAGAGCGAUGGUGGUACGAAAGGCUUGUCAAUAUGACCUAUAGUCCGAAAAUACGAGUUUUGUGCCUUUGGAGAAAGAAUGGUGGUCAGACUCAACUACAUAAAUACUAUACGAAAAAGUGCAAAUCGCUAUACUAUUGUAUAAAAGAGGCAAUGGAAAAGAGUGGGCGAAGUCAGGACGCCGCGGAGCUAGGGGGCGAGUUUCCAAUACAAGACUGUGCUUCGGGAGAAGGCGGACUUAUACAGGUGUGCAUGGAAGGCGUUGGCCUGCUGUUCCAGCACAGCAAGUUCUUUGUGAGGCUUGACCACAUCCGGAAGUGCUUCACACAGAACGGCGGUAUCUUCGUUUUAGAAGAAUUUAAUCCAAAAACAAGGCAAAUAAUACAGAGAAAGUACAAAUCAAUAAUGGCAGACCAGAUAUGCUACGCGGUACUAUGCGUGUUUUCGUAUUUCGCUGCGGGGCACGAGCAGAAAAAGGCGAUUUUGGAGCAGGCGGCGCGCGUGCCGCCGCCGGCCGCUCUUGCCGCGCCCGCCGCGCAACGCAGCGUGUCCGACCUCGGGCCCGACGCGCCGGGGCUCAAGAACCGGACCAGUCCACAGUUGCAGGCAGACAGAAGAUCGCCAGUGAACCGGCCGGUAGACCGGCGGACAUCAGCAAAGGACCCAUCGCCGACCCGGACGGAGGUACAGCGAGAAGGGCCUCAGCUUAGCGAGCUGAAGUUGCCGCGCGCCGCGUCGAGCCGACCCGAACCGAACCGACCCGAGUCUAGUCGACCCGAGCCGAGCCGGCCCGAGCCGCCGCGGACCGCAUCGCAGGAGCCGCCGGCGGAGGCCGGACCGGGGCGUGGAUGCAGCGCGCCGGCGCCGGCGCGGCGGGACAGCGUGCCGCCGCGCCGCCCGCCGCCGCCGGCGCCGCAGCCGCGCCUCGCGCGCGCCCUGUCGCAGGCCGCGCCCGCCCGCACGCACGACCCGCCCCAACUCCCUCCGCGACCCGGCGCGCGGGCCGCGGCGGCGGGCGUCGCGCCGCCCGCGCUGCCGCCGCGGCAGAUGUCCGCCGCCGCCGACCUCCACGCCGUGCCCAGCGGAGCUCGCGCGCAGUCACAUACGGGCGCAGGCGCUGGCGCGGGCACGCCGCCGGCGCGGCGCGCUGCGCUCCGCGAGCGACAGGGCUCCGUGAGCGGCCCGUUCGUCGCCACCAACCCCUUCACGGCGCCGCGCCACGCCGAGUUCGUCAUCCCGCAGCGCAACAGCGCGCGCCGCCCCUCCACCGACAUUAACAACUCAUCAAAUACAUAAUUUAUUCAUUUGCAAACACUACACUCGAGUUGAACUUGUGACUCGAAGGCCACGAAAAUCGCUUAACGGUGACAGCGUUAAUCGCAAUUUUGUUUUUAUCACGCUGUAUAGCGAUUGGCGCAGCCGAAUCGCGCGAAGCUUUUUCCGUGGCUGAGGUAUAUCGUAUUUUUUUGGACUCGACUUUACACUUUAGUGUCAGGUCGAAUACGAUACUUAUUCGAUAGAAACUUUUGUUUAACUCUUAUUCUGUCAUUUAGUAAUAAAAUAGUAAAAUCACAAAUUUAUAGGAAUUCACAUACCUAGACAAUCGAUGCGUAACUACAAAGUGACCUGUUUGUACUUAUUUUGGUAUGCCGUAUGGUUGAAUGUAUACCGAUCCCCUCUAUAAAAGCCUUUGCAUAAAUCUCUUUGUCAUUUAUUAACGUUUUUAGUUAAUUAAAAUUAUUUUAAACGUAUAAAUGUCGUGGACGGUUGCAUCGAUAUCUAAUCUAGAUGAUAUAAAAAAAAAUGAUUGUUAUAAUCCAAUAUUAAGUAUAAACAUAAUCAAGGGAAACUUAAUAAUUUCUCCAGAGCUUGACUAUUUUUUUAUUGACGCACAACGUGCGAUCUAGUUCGCAUUGAAUUACAUAUUCAUACAUAAUCAUCUUACCGACCAUUAUGAUAAUAUCGAUAAACAAAUACUUUAAAUAAAUCUUACAAAAAUUGUAUGUGUUACUUUGUGGUAAGAUAUAUUAUAUUUAAGUUUUAGGCUUGUGCCCCUUAGUGAGCUGUGAUGUUCCUAGGUAGAAUGUUGACAUAUAUAGGUAUUUUACAGUUAAAGUAUUUUUACUUAUUUGUUAAUUUUAUCCGAUACCUAUAGAGCAAGAUCCCAGAACCGCUAGACCUUGCUUAUUUUCUCAUGUAUAAAAUGUAUGGGAUAAUGUAGUGUUAGUAUAUAUUUUUAAUGUCUGCAUACUUGCUUUAUUGGCCCGACGGCCAUUUGUCCGGUACAAGGUGCUCGUCGGGCCGAUAUACUCGUAAGUAUGGCUAAUGAAAGUACACAACGUCUAUUAUGGCCAACGUCUGUCAUUACACAAGGCCGCAUCUCUUUCCAUAAUAUCUGCAGCGCAAGUGUGUUACGAGCAAUAGACAACGGGUGUAGAGAUUGUUGCGUAACUGGAUCUAAGUCUAAGCAAUAUAUUUUAUUGUUAUUGUUUAUAAAUAAAGGAAAUACGGACUUUCGUUGGGGCUGUUUGAAACAAACAGAAUUAUAACUUUUGUAUCCGUGACAGUCCGUGAUCACAAUAACUAACUGGUUAAAGACUUUUUAAAUCGUACAAUUGACUGUUUCAUGAAAUAGCUGGACAUAUCUAAUGGAUAUCGAUGGAUAAUGAUUUUACGAUUAUGAAUUACUAACGCUUGGCGAUCAUAUAAAGCAGAAGUGCUAUAAAACUGUUUGUAUCAUUACAUGAAUUCCAGAGUAUUUAUUGAACUGACCUUUCUACGUUAUGAUGUGGCCAACAAUUUUAUUAACUAUUUGUGUCUUGUCGAUUGUCCACCGACAAUUCUAAAAUUUGGCCACCACUUAAUAAAUAAAUAGACCAAGGAUACAGUACCGUCAAACUAGCCAACUUUUCCUCCAGGGGUAUCUUUGCCCAAAAACACAUUAUUAAACAAAUUCGUAUAUGUAGAUAAAUGUACCUAUAACCGUUAUAGUAAUAUUGGUAUACUGUGACAAAACUAUAAACACACAUGUGCUUAACUUGACUUGGGAAUGUUCAGCGAUAUGUCAAAUGUAGGUUAUAUUUCAGCGGGCAAAAAAACUGUUGAAAAUUGGAUUUAAAAAAUUGAGCACCCCUUGACAAAUAUUUCCAGAUUCCCGUGUUUAUAAAACACGAAUCAUAGAUUAUUUCUUUAGAGGUUUAAACUAAAAAGUCCAAAAGACAAUAGUUUUUACGAUGAGCCCACCACCAAAAUCGGCUUAGGGUUGUCACUUUCGAAUAAUUUACCCAACUGCGCAAGUAAAAGAAGGUAAUGUUUGUACACCAAAGUAAAUUUAUAAAUAUUAUUCUGUAUUUAAUGUUUCUUCUUAUCCUUUGUUUAAAUGCUUUAUCCCUUUAACGUAUAAAAAAUACAGCAAAAAUCAUAUUUUCGGCCAUUAUUGUAACAGAUUUUCUCAAAAGUUACAAGCCUAACAAAUGCAUAUGCUGUAUGCAACUUGUAUGGAAAAGUACAAAAACGGCUAGGUAACAUUGCUUACAUUACAUUGCCCACCCAUUUGUUACAGUAGUUAACGUAUUUAACUCUAUGAAUCCUAUGAUUUUAAAAGGGAACGCUAAAAUUACCCUUUAUCAUUAAAGUGAUCCUUAUUGUUUCAACGUCUUGCAAGCUGUAUUUCCAUACGAAAUGGAUGUGAGCAAUGUUGGCGAAAACCUCAGACAACUUUACCCUGCCCUCAAAAUUGCCAAAAAAGUGGUUUAUUGAUGAUUUAAUUCUUCUUACAAAUGAAAUGAGGCGUACGAUGCCAGAAUAAAUGUUAGCCUUUCAUAGAUUCGUUUUUGGAACUGAGUCCCUUCGAAAAACGGGCAAAGUUGGGUAGUUUGACUGUGCUAUCUUUAUUAUUUAUUUUUAAUUAACAAAACACGGUUCGAUUGAAUCCACUCAACGCUGACAUUAGCGACUUCGAUAGUAAUAAAUUGAUAUUUGUUUUUCAUUUUAGAUAAUCGCUCGGAGCGUUUAGUGCUCCAUCGGUUAGUGUGCUCUAGUUGUACAGGAUAUUUAUUUAGUCACCUGCAAUAAUUUACGGGGUGAAUAGAUAGGUCAUAUUAAGCAACUUUAAAUAUGGGACCAAGCCUGAAAUCGCGAAAAAAAAUUGGAUGUUUAUACAUUUUGGCUGUCUGACCUUUUGACAUUUUCUAUGGGAGAGUACUCGUAAAAAAUUUUUUCGUGAUUUCGGGGUUGGUCCCAUAGUAAUAUUCAGCACGUAAUUAUUUGCAGAUGACUAAAUAAACAUCCUGUAUUUAUAUUUUGUUUCGUAAUCAUUAUUUUAUUCUGCUAAUAAUAAUUAAUGAAAAAUUUACCUAAAUAUAUUCUCUAUAUCUGAACAUGAUAAUAAAUGAAAUUAUAAAUAACUGAUUAUAAAAUUUAUAAAGCAAUAUUGUUUUAAUGUUUGUGUAUAUAAAAUAAGUACAAGUAUUGUUUAGUAAUAGGUUUAAUGACAUAAUAAUGUGUACCGUUUAUAAUAAAGAAGUAUUUCCUUAA